Vanessa atalanta (red admiral) is the source of this 2891-nucleotide messenger RNA. It is a transcript of the gene Ykt6, whose product is annotated as synaptobrevin homolog YKT6. Gene Ontology annotation, cellular component: Golgi apparatus. Gene Ontology annotation, biological process: endoplasmic reticulum to Golgi vesicle-mediated transport. Bases 241 to 837 code for a protein of 198 amino acids. The record is from RefSeq and is a predicted model, not a curated record. The transcript has 2 exons. Lineage: Eukaryota; Metazoa; Arthropoda; Insecta; Lepidoptera; Nymphalidae. Gene Ontology annotation, molecular function: SNAP receptor activity.
UGAAGUGUUGUGAUUUGUGAAUGGAUUUCUUGUUUCUUCUUCCGUAUUAUUUCUAUCCAGUCUUAGAGAAAUCUAUUAGCUUACAAUCCAUAUAAUUUGACAGAUUGUAGAAUAUUGUAAAGGUAUAUAAAAGAACGAAUACAAUAAGUAUUCCAUACUAGAAUUAGACUAUAAUAAUUGGAAAGACAUUCAGUUUGGACAUUAUUUUGGGAGUGGAACAGAACAUAAUUGACUGAGACAAUGGUGAGAGUAUACGCAUUAGCAGUUCUAUAUAAGGGAGUGAAUAGUGCUACAGUAUUAAAGGCAGCAUACGAUUUACAAAGCUUCAGCUUCUUUCAGAGAUCAUCUGUUCAAGAAUUUAUGACAUUUAUAAGUAAAACUGUGGUAGAAAGAACACAGCCAGCAUUUAGGCAAACUGUCAAAGAGGGAGAAUAUAUGCUUCAAGUUUAUGUAAGAGCUGACAACUUGGCAGGAGUAUUAAUAUCAGAUCAAGAAUAUCCAAACAGAGUGGCACACACACUAAUAACAAAGUUUCUGGAUGAAUUUGCAGCUAAAGUGCCUCCUAAUAAUUGGCCUACAGCAAAUGAAACUACAAUAGAUUUUCCUGUUUUGCCCCAAUAUUUGGCCAAAUUCCAAAACCCGAAAGAAGCAGAUGCCUUAACGAAGAUACAGAAUGAUUUGGAUGAAACUAAAAUUAUUCUCCAUGAUACUAUUAAAGCAGUAUUAGAAAGAGGUGAAAAGCUUGAUGACUUGGUUGAAAAAUCUGACAGUCUUACAAUGCACAGUAAAGCAUUUUAUAAGACAGCACGAAAAACUAAUAGCUGUUGUAACUUCUGAGUUAUAAUCCAAGCCAAGUAUAAAAUUAUAGUAAAUAUUUUUCAUGUAUGGAAAUAUGAAGAUUAUUGUUACAUGUUAUCUCAUGUGUGAUAAGCUUUUGCUGUAUAGUGUAAUAAUGUUAUAAAAUGUCUUAAAAUUAUUUAGCCUUACUUUAGUUUUUAAGGGUUCCAUGUUUGAAAUGUUCAAGACAAUCAAUAGAGGUAAAUUAUUUGUCAUAGGUCUUAAUUGGGAAAACACUAGUCCUGUUUUGAAUCUUUACUCUUCAUAAUUUAAUUACUGGUUUAUUUGUUUUGAAGAGAUAUACCUAUGUCAUAUUCCCUAAUCAUUGUUUUUAAAAAACAUUUACUUAAUCUUGAAUAUCUUGAAAUAUUUAAAAAUGAUAACUUAAAUAAGUUCCAUUUGAUGAUUUGUAUAUAAAUAGUUUAUUAGUUAAAUGAUCACAGAUAAAAGAAAAUGAUCAAGUUUUUUUUUAAACAUUUGUAGUAUAUUAAUUGGGAGAUUACAGAUUUAUGGAAUUUUAAAAAUGUUGAUGAAUAUUUAGUAAUGAAAAGUGUAAACUCUAUAAAAUGUAGUGAAUAUAUUUAUAUGAUUGGAAGAAUUUACUCUAGUUCUCUCACUUAAAUAUACCAUUUUGUAUGUAGUAAUGACAGCAUUAUGAAUAAUUAAAAAAAAGUAGUUUUAUUAGAAAACUAUUUAUCUCCAUCGUGUUGGAUUUGAAUUAGUUCAAAAGUUUAUUAAUCAAAACUAAACUUAAGAUUUUGCUACCUCGGUUUUGUAAUGGAUUUUAAGAUAGUCAUGUGUAUUCGUGAGAGGGAUUAGUGAGAGUAGAGAUAAAGGAUAAAUGGAUCUUAACUCUAGUUCACAAGGUCAAAUACGAGCUAAAUAGCUGAGUUUUACUGAUGCAUCUCAUACUCGGUGGUGAAUGAUUGCUUUGUAAGGAAAUUUGCAUGUGUCUACUAAAAUAUUGCCAUAGCUGUGUGUGCAAAAAAUAAAAAGCUUUAUAUUAACCAACUCAUUAUGAGUUAGAGGGUACCUCUUGUCCAGAAGUAAGAGUAUGCUUUUGUUCAACAUUACAUAUAAUGUUAACCAAAAGGUCAAAUAAAGUAAAAAUAAAAUGUAUUAAAUUUGGGAUGUUAUGGAAAGGUUCAUCCCUUAAGUACUUUAAGUACUAAAUUUAUACUCUCAAUUUACAUCACUGCUAACAUAUACAACUAUGGCAUGGAACUAAGCCACAAAGCUAAUUUGGAUUUAAAAUCUUUCUCAAUAAUAAAAUACGAAAAGAGAAAAAAAGAAAUAUGCAGUCUGCCUUUUAUAAUUUUCGACAUUCAUUAUUUUCAUAUGAAUUGUUCAUAGUGUAAAAUUUAUUGUUUAUAUUAGUUUUGUAAAAUAUAUGUAUUUGAAAUGAUGAUUAAGGAUUACAAAACAAGAAAAGAAGAUUUUGUUAUUUAAAUUCUUCAUUUUUUUUUAAUUGUAAUUACCUGUACUAGAUGAAAGUAUAUUUUAUUAUGUUGAAGAAUAUUUUCAUUAUAUAUAGGAAUAUAUAACACAUAGAAUAAUGUCGAGACUUUAGUGAUUAUAGUAUUUUUUUUAUUAAUAUUUUAAGUUCACAUUAGAAGUUGCUUAUAAAAAAUAAUAAUAUAAAUUAUUUAUAUGUGUCUCAUUGUAACAAGUAGAGCUUAAUUUACGAAAUAAUGUUGUUUAUUUUGUCUUAACAUGCAUCACAGAUUUGAUUCAUUUGAAUAGCUUCAAUUUAGUAAAAAUAAAUCAAAAUCAUAUAACUGAACAGAAAAAUAGAUUUUCCAAAGUUAUACUAUUAGACUAGAGGUGGGCUAUGUCUAUGAUAGGGUUCUAUAGUUUCCACUAAAUGAGUAUUAUGUGUGUUGGUGACAGUACAGUGGUAUUGCUUAUGUAUAGUGUUAUGCACAAGUUAUGUUAAACACUAGAUUUCGUAGUUGUAGCAUGGCUAGUAAUCGUGUUGUAUAUUUGAUGGGGUUAAUCUAUAUAUAACUUGUAAACAGAGACUGUGAACUUAUUAUAAUUGUUUAUAUAUAAAA